Syngnathoides biaculeatus (alligator pipefish) is the source of this 605-nucleotide messenger RNA. RefSeq names its product D-aminoacyl-tRNA deacylase 2 (gene dtd2). The record is from RefSeq and is a predicted model, not a curated record. Gene Ontology annotation, cellular component: cytoplasm. NCBI's taxonomy places the organism in Eukaryota, Metazoa, Chordata, Actinopteri, Syngnathiformes, Syngnathidae. The transcript has 3 exons. Gene Ontology annotation, molecular function: D-tyrosyl-tRNA(Tyr) deacylase activity. Gene Ontology annotation, biological process: tRNA metabolic process. The coding region runs from base 81 to 575 and encodes 164 amino acids.
CGCUGUGAAUGUCUUUUCGCAUACGUCAUUUAUGACGUAAGGCAUCCCGGAAGUGUGCGACGUCCCUACAAGGGUUAGGAAUGGCCGACCCGGGCGGGUGUGCGAAUCCGGUGGCCCGAACGGUUCUGCAACAAUGUUUGGAGGCGAGGUUGCAGGUCAAAGCGCCGGACGAGGACCAAGAAGCGCAAUGGGUUCAGAUCGAGAGAGGCAUGGUGGUCUACGUUUGCUUUUUGAAGGGCGCGACAGAAGACAUCCUGCCCAAGAUGGUUUCCACGCUCCUGAACGUGCGUCUGUGCGAGUCUUCGGCCGGCGGGACGGUUUCCUUGCUGGAUCUUCCGGGGAGCCUCCUGGUGGUCCCCCAGGCCACGCUGGGGGGCAAAGCCAAGGGCCGGGUCAUGCAGUACCACAACAACGUGGCCAAGGAGGACGGACUGCGACUGUACACCCGCUUCGUGGAGCUGUGCCGGCAGGAAGUGACGGCGGCCGGCGCCGGCGUGCGGCACGGCACCUACGGGAACAGGCAGGUCCUGCACGUCAAAACCAACGGACCCUGCACGCACCUGGUGGAAUUCUGACGUCUCACCAUUAAAAGUACGCAAAGAAAA